ACGAACGGCGCAUUACUACUUCUCUUCGCCUAAAGUGCACCGGCAUACGAACGUAGCUCCGCGUAUACAAAAUUUGCAUUCCAUAAACUGCAUUGAAAUGGCAACUAGCGAGAAAAACAGUGAGGAUCAGCUUACUUCACCGGAGUGGUUGAACGUGGCAUUUUUCGAAAAUAUUCUAAAACAAGUCGAAGCUGAAAGCGCGAAGGUGACCAAUUUAGAGCUGAAACCGGGCACAUUGCAAAACGAUAACUACGCUAGUAUUUUGUACCGAGCCAAAGUCAACUACACACUGCAAUCGCAGCCAAAGCAAGAGAAGACCUCCUCGUUCAUAUUAAAAGUCAAACCUUUCGUAGAAGGCCUUAAGAAAGAAAUGCUUGGCGAUAUGCAUUUAUUCCAAACUGAAACACUCAUGUAUACUAAAGUGUUGCCAAAGAUCGAGAAGGUGCUAAGGCAAUAUGGCGACCAGACCAUUUUGGCACCAAAGCUCAUCGCCAGCAGCGCCAGCCCCACGCAGACAUAUGUGAUGUUUGACGAUUUAACAUUACAAGGUUACACCACUGUUGGAACUCGGCACAUAGAUUUGGAUGAGGGGAAAAUUGCCAUGCUCAAACUAGCAAAACUGCAUGCGAUCAGUUAUAAAUUGAAUAAAGAGGAGGCAAAUGCUGUCAUCACUUCCUUGGACAAGGGUUCAAUGAAUUCUAUUGACCUCGAAAAGUUUCCAUUUAUUAAGCAUGGCAUUAGAUUGCUCAAAGAAGUCCUAAGUGAACACAUUGAUCUAAAACAAUUUGUGUCACACAUAGAGUCGGUCGAGCAUUUACUACUGCCAAAAACGCUCGAGUUGUUUAACGCGCACAGCAAUGGUAAGCGAGAUGGCAUAUUAGUGGUUAACCAUGGUGACUUUCAUUUGAAGAACAUGAUGAUCCAAAAAGUUGAUGGCAAACUAACUGAUCUUAUGCUGUUUGAUUAUCAGAUCAGCAUAUUUGGGUCGCCGGCAAUUGAUCUGCAUUAUGCGUUCACGAUGAUGUUUAGCCCCGAAAUGCGGCGUGAUCACUACGAUGAGCUCCUUAACUUUUAUAUCAGCAAUUUUCAGCAGACGCUACGCAAAACGGAAUUCAAAGGCCAUAUACCGACGGAUAUUGAAAUUCGACAAGAAUUGAAAAAGCAUAAAUAUUGGCAACUGUUUUUAUUCCUUACCUUUCUAAAAAUCAACCAUGCUUUGGUCGAAGAAGAUGCAGACCUAGCAGGGAUCAUUGAAAAUCCAGCGGUACAAAAACAAAGUUUACAAAAUCCAAAAUUACUGAAAGAGUUACGAGAGCUGUUGCCGAGAUUUCUGGAAAGUGGUUAUUUCGAAUUAGAGUAAUACUUAAAAAUAUAUAUUACAUUAUUUCUUACUGUUAUCUUUAAACGUUGUUCUUAUUGCAAAAUGUGUAUCCAGUUUUAGCAAUCUAUGAAUAUAUUUGUGUGUGUAAUGUGCGAGAUAUAAAUAAAAAAGAUUCUGUGGUUCAUAUCCUG
This is a messenger RNA of Bactrocera tryoni, 1512 nucleotides long. RefSeq lists its product as uncharacterized. The record is from RefSeq and is a predicted model, not a curated record. The coding region runs from base 98 to 1360 and encodes 420 amino acids. The transcript has 6 exons. NCBI's taxonomy places the organism in Eukaryota, Metazoa, Arthropoda, Insecta, Diptera, Tephritidae.